This is a messenger RNA of Quercus robur (English oak), 1637 nucleotides long. Its product is annotated as magnesium-chelatase subunit ChlI, chloroplastic. Bases 123 to 1418 code for a protein of 431 amino acids. The record is from RefSeq and is a predicted model, not a curated record. Gene Ontology annotation, biological process: chlorophyll biosynthetic process. NCBI's taxonomy places the organism in Eukaryota, Viridiplantae, Streptophyta, Magnoliopsida, Fagales, Fagaceae. The transcript has 3 exons. Gene Ontology annotation, molecular function: ATP binding; ATP hydrolysis activity; magnesium chelatase activity. Gene Ontology annotation, cellular component: chloroplast stroma.
AAAUUCGAAUCAAAUCUAUCCUCUUAUCCUCAACCUAACAAAGCAAUAAGAAACCAUGUCAAGCUGUGAAGGCUAGGAAACUCAUCGACCAUAACACACACUGCACUCAUAAACACUUGCCCAUGGCGUCGGUACUAGGAUCUUCCUCAACUGCAAUCUUGGCUUCCAGGCCCCUCUUUUCUCAGACCUCCAAGCCUUCCAUUUCCUCUCUCACUUUAUCUCCAGGGCAGAGUAGUGGGAGGAAGUUUUAUGGAGGAAUUGGGAUUCAUGGUAAGAGGGGGAGGUCUCAGUUCCAUGUUGCAGUUACCAAUGUUGCAACUGACAUCAACUCUGUUGACCAGGACUGUGAACUUGAUGAUUUCCAGCCCCAGAAGCUUGCUGCAAAGGAAAGCCAGAGGCCGGUGUAUCCGUUUCCUGCUAUUGUUGGACAGGAUGAAAUGAAACUAUGCCUUCUGCUAAAUGUGAUUGAUCCCAAGAUUGGAGGUGUCAUGAUCAUGGGGGAUAGGGGAACAGGGAAAUCCACAACUGUUAGGUCCUUAGUUGAUUUGCUUCCUGAAAUCAAGGUAGUAGCUGGUGACCCAUUUAAUUCAGAUCCAGAAGAUCCAGAGUCCAUGGGCGUGGAAGUCAGAGAAAACAUUAUGAAAGGAGAGAACCUAUCUGUUGUCAUGACCAAAAUCAACAUGGUUGAUUUGCCAUUGGGUGCUACAGAAGAUAGGGUCUGUGGGACAAUUGACAUUGAGAAAGCCCUCACUGAGGGUGUCAAGGCAUUUGAGCCUGGUCUUCUAGCUAAAGCUAAUAGAGGAAUUCUUUAUGUAGAUGAAGUAAAUCUUUUGGAUGAUCACUUGGUGGACGUUUUAUUGGAUUCAGCUGCCUCAGGUUGGAAUACAGUGGAAAGAGAGGGUAUUUCAAUUUCACAUCCUGCUCGGUUUAUUCUCAUUGGCUCAGGUAAUCCGGAAGAAGGGGAGCUAAGGCCACAGCUUCUUGAUCGGUUUGGAAUGCAUGCACAAGUGGGGACUGUUAGGGAUGCAGAGCUGAGAGUCAAGAUUGUGGAGGAGAGAGCUCGUUUUGACAAAAAUCCCAAGGAAUUCAGGGAUUCUUAUAAGGCUGAGCAAGAAAAGCUCCAACAACAAAUUGGCUCAGCUAGAAGUUCACUUUCUUCUGUUCAGAUUGAUCGUGAUCUCCAGGUGAAAAUAUCCAAGGUUUGUGCAGAGUUGAAUGUUGAUGGGUUGAGAGGAGACAUUGUGACAAAUAGAGCUGCAAAAGCUCUAGCUGCUCUAAAGGGAAGAGAUAGCGUAACCACGGAGGAUAUUGCCACUGUAAUUCCUAACUGCUUAAGACACCGCCUUCGAAAGGAUCCCUUGGAGUCAAUCGACUCAGGUUUACUUGUCAUUGAAAAAUUUUAUGAGGUGUUUAGCUGAGGGAGGUAUUUGUAAUUUUUCUUGAAUAGAUUGAUGUUUUAUUUGAUAUUUUGUGGGCAUUUCCAUUCUCUUUCCCCCACAAGCAAAAUUCAGAAUUAUUUCCAUGGACAUUUAAGUAAUUACCCUAGUAGUAUUGAGGAGCAUGAAGUUAAAAGAGUCCAUAUGUAUAAAGGUUCUGUCAAUAGUUUUGCUGGAAUCAAUUCAAUGACGCUUCAAUCU